Molecule: messenger RNA, 4108 nt
Organism: Biomphalaria glabrata
Lineage: Eukaryota; Metazoa; Mollusca; Gastropoda; Planorbidae
Product: integrator complex subunit 7-like
Exons: 21
Coding region: 161-3061 (966 amino acids)
Biological process (GO): snRNA 3'-end processing
Cellular component (GO): integrator complex
Source: RefSeq, a predicted model, not a curated record
CUACAUCUAGAGACUCUAGUCUAGAUUUAAUCUCUGUAGUGUAGUCUACUUUAGUGGUCUUUAGACUUAGAUCUAGAUCUAGACUUUACUGGUCUUUAAGACUUAAGUUUAAUUUAGUCAACUUUAGACUAGAAUCUAGAGAGCUAAUUGUCAUUUGAUUAUGGCAUCAUCUCUUGCAUCUCGUCAGUUAGCAAGUGUUUCAUUUGAGCAGGAACAAGAUGCUAACUCAGCUCUAACGGAACUAGACAAAGCUUUAAGAUCUGGGCAGAUAGGGAUACAAUGUGAGGCAGUUGUCAAGUUUCCUAGACUUUUUGAAAAAUAUCCUUUUCCUAUUCUGAUCAACUCAGCCAUACUUAAAAUUGCGGAUCUUUUCAGGGGAGGAAACAAUUUCAUACGUCUGUGUGUAUUGCGAGUCACCCAACAAAGUGAGAAGCAUUUAGACAAGAUUUUUAGUGUUGAUGAAUUUACAAGAAGAAUUUUUGGUGUUAUUCAUAGUAAUGAUCCUGUUGCAAGAGCAGUAACACUAAGGACCCUAGGAAGUGUUGCAAGCAUCAUUUCAGAGAAGAAAAAUGUACACCACAGCAUUAUUCUUUGUCUUGAUUCCCACAACCCUGUUGAAGUGGAAGCAGCCAUAUUUGCAGCUGAAAGAUUUUCAGAAAAAUCAAAAACAUUUGCUGCCAAUGUUUGUAGCAAGAUUGGUAUUAUGAUUGCUGGACUUUCUACUCCAACUGAAAUGAAGCUUAGGUUAAUUCCUAUUCUACAGCACAUGCACCAUGACACAGAGACAGCUGCAAAGGCUAUAGAACUAUGUCAGACUGUAUUAAGAAACUUCUCCGACAAGAAAUUCAUCACGCUAAGUCUCCAGACACUCACCAGACUGACCAUCAAGUCAUUACCUAAUUUACAAGACCAUGUUGUAAGACUAUUGGCGUUUUUGAACUCUGACCCUAGGAGUGGUGUCAAAGCAGUUUGUCUGGACAAUUUAAGAUUGCUGGCACAGCGAGCUGCCUAUUUGUGGACUGCUCAGCAUCUUGAAGAAUUAGCCAAAUUUGCCUUACAAACAUCUUCUUCUGUCUUGAAAGUUAAAUCACUGCGUGUUUUGAAUGCUGUGUGUGGAAACAUUGCAGUGUCUCUCCUCUCUCUACAGCCAGAUACCUGUGUCCUUCAAGUUUGUCGUGAAUUCUGCUAUGACCCUGGAGUGGACCUGGCUGUUCAGUCCAUUCAGCUGCUGACACACCUAGCCAAGUUUAAAUGUCUUGAAUCUACUAGUGAUCUGACUGCAGAGGCUGUAGGCACAAUACAGGCCUACGUUAUUCUCUUAGCCAAUGAUACAGACAAGAAAAAUCUUCUUUAUUUAAAAAUAGUCCUAAAGUGUGCCGUGGACAUCUGCGCAGGAAACACUGACAUCUGUGACAAAAUAGUACACACGUUGACAAGUCUUUUAGGAGUUUCUGAUGAAGUUAGUCAACUGCCUCUUUGUGAAUGUCUGGCAGCCAUUGGGUCGCAAUGCCCAACUGCUCUGGAUACAGUGGCUCCUCUGAUCCUGGCGAGUUUGGUUACCACAAUCAGCCAGAGCUCUCGUGAAGUCUCUCAAGUUCAGGUUCAUAUGUGUACUUUACUGUUCCAAGCUGGUUGCCAAAAGCCAAUGAGUGCUACUAUACAUGGUCAGGUGAUGGCCUGUAUCAGUCAAGCCAAUCAUUGGAUUGCCUAUAAAGUUGCACGUCAAGCCAUGCGAUAUUGUCAGUACCAAGUGGCCCAUGACAUACUGAAGACUCUCAAUCUCAAGGUUGUCACAGAGCACAUUCAUUAUUGGCUGCUGGCACUUCAGCAUGCUUGUGCUGCAGAGAAUAGUCUGAAACAGGCCAAAGCUGACAAUUCUGACUUGGCAUCUUGUAUAAUUGAUGCUAUUGAAAUGUAUGUCAAAAGUCAUGUCACAUUAAAGGCUGCAAGUACCCCUACCAUUCCAUUGGACUUUGCCUGCUCCUAUGUGAAUCUACGCAUGCAUUUGCUUCAAGCUCAUCACCUUUUGCUGCUGUCAUGCUCUUCAUUCAGUGCCAAGCCUCCACCUGCUAUCUCCAUAGCUUUAGCUGCUACAAAUGGGCAAGAAGGAACUCGCUGGGCUCAAGUUGUCCAACAGCUUGAGAAAUGCCUUAAAGAGUAUAAGAAUGCUAGCCUCCUGGCCACUAAUCUUUACAAAUCUGCAUUUGAUGCUGACCCAGCAUCUCUCCUGAACAUAAAUUUGAUUCAGCAAUGCUGUAACUGUAUGAAGUCUGUUAUUUCAACAAUCAUCUCCACCAUUCAAACAGGACAAAGUAACCUUGGGGAAAGACAAUUUCUAACCAGUAAAAAAAACAGCACAUCAUCUCUUUCAAUGUCCAGCACCAGUGGCACUUUGAAUGUCAUGCAAGAAAUCUCCAGUGCUUUGGAUAAACUUUUACCUGAUACAAAUUCUUCUGCUAUCAUUUCAUACAAGCUGAUGGAUAUAUUAUCAUGGUCUGUAGCUGGAUUUGUUCAUGCUUCACCAAGUUUUCCCAGAUUUUUUUUCCAGACUCUACAAAAUACAGUUGUAAAGCUAGCUGUAUCACCCCAACAAAGUGCCAACCAAGAACCUAUUCUCCUCAGAGCAGACACACAUCUGUCUUUGAAGGUUGAAGGUGUAGUGCAGCGUGGAGAGCGUCCAGCCCUCUUCAGGAAAGUCAGCUCUGUCAUUAUUUCUGUAACAACAGCCCUCAUCAGCAGGAGCACUGUACCUAGCACCAAUAUCAAGGUGAAUGAAAGUGUUAGUGUUCAUUUGACUCAAACUGUCCAGCCUCAUAAUGAUUACUUCAGUACAAGCUUUGUACUACCAUUUUCAGUCCUAGGUAUCCAUGUAGCUAAGGUAGAGGCAGGUGUAAUUGAUGAGAAUGGUGUGUUCUGGAACACAGGUCCUUGCACUAGUGUUACAGUGAAAUCUUAUGAUGAUAACAUUCAACGUCAGCAGCAGAUCAGAGCCAGAGCUCAGCAACAAUCUACUUCCAGCCUACAAGCCCACCCAGGAUCUCAUGCAAACAGCUCAAGCUGAACUCCAAGCAUUUCAAGCAGAAUUAUAAAUGUUUAAUUCAUUCCUUACAAACAGUUGAAAAUAGUUUUAUUGAAAUACACAAAUAAAAAAAAAAGUUCAGCAUGACAUUCAUCAUAGUAUAAAGUAAAAUAAAUUAAGAUGAUAACAUUUUGGUAGAGAACCCAUGAUGAGAUAACCUAUACACAAAGUCAGAUGGAACAAACCAACCUUUCAACAUCAGAAUAAAACAAAUUUGAAAAAAAUAUAAGAUGAUCAACCAUUAUAACCAUUCAGAUAAAAUAUAGACAAUACAGGUGCAAGUUACAUUGUUGACAAACAUACAGAGGAAUGCAACAAAGAUAAUUGUGUGUACACACACACAUAUAUAUGUAUAACCAGGACAGAGAAAGGUCAAGAAUUUGUCAAGAAAAUUCUUUCACUGAAACAAUUUCUUGUAAAUGUUACAACUGAAUUGUUGAAACUUAAUGUAUUUCUUAAGCUUAGAAUUACUUUGUUUUACAUGACUUUUUGAAAUAAAAAAAAAUAAAAAGCCUGAAAUGCAAUACUUGUAUCUUUUGAAGUUUUGUAAUAAUAGAAAUUGAUAAUUCAACAAAUCAAUGUUCACCUUAAUGAUAAUGUACUGAUUCCCAAAAUGGUCAAGGCAAUCAUUACAAAUAACACAUUAUAUAUGUAAUACAGCUGCCACAAACUCCUCUAGCACUCAUGUUACAGUUACAUAAUGAAUGCAAAUAACUGAUACAAUUAGUCAUGCCUGAUGUAGGCUAUGUAUUCCCACCAUAAUCAUGUGAAUGAUCAACCAUAAUGCCAUUCAUUCUUUUAUUGUACAUUAUUUGCAUAUUAGUCAUUAACACAACAACCAACAAUUAUUUCAACAUAUUCCAACUAGCCAUCCUAACAUGUCUAAAGCUGCAAAACUGUUUGAUUCAUGUGAAGGAGACAAAAGAAAUUGAAUUGAGCAAUGUGUAAGGUUCACCAUUGCCAAAUGUCUACAUAUCAAAGGCAAUAGUGGUCCAAUUAGAAAAUAAAAAAAAAAAAACAUACAUUGGA